Messenger RNA from Didymodactylos carnosus, 217 nucleotides. Lineage: Eukaryota; Metazoa; Rotifera; Eurotatoria; Philodinida; Philodinidae. The record is from the annotation of a GenBank genome assembly.
AUGGAAAAAACAGUAAGAGACGAAAAGUAUGACGAACAACUUGAGCGUGUUUUUGCUUUUUGUGAUAAAGAUAAAUCAGAACAAACUGUUCCAGUAUCAUAUUGGAAAGAAUUGAAAAUUGGUUUAUUUACAAUAUUAAAAUUAGUUGAUGAUACAGAUAAACCACCAAAAUUUCGAUUAAUGUUACGUGUUAAAAAUAAAAAUAAUAUUGAUGAUU